Messenger RNA from Rhodotorula toruloides NP11, 2091 nucleotides. RefSeq names its product protein kinase-like domain containing protein. The record is from RefSeq and is a predicted model, not a curated record. Lineage: Eukaryota; Fungi; Basidiomycota; Microbotryomycetes; Sporidiobolales; Sporidiobolaceae. The transcript is spliced from 6 exons. The coding region runs from base 1 to 2091 and encodes 696 amino acids.
AUGCCGCCCAAGGAUGCGUCCACUCCCACCGUCAAAGACCAUGUGGACGCGAUGCGGCUCGUCUUGCGCACUCCCAUACCUGCUCGGCACUUCGUCCGCCAAGCCACUUCCGCCCGCCAAGCGAAGAGCCCCGGGGGCACCCUCAAACUCCCGUCGCAGGACACUCAGCGCUCGAUCCGGGCUGGGGAGACGAACGGGCGGGACACCGCGAUUCCUCUCACUAUCGAGCGGAUCAGCGAGACUGGGAAGACGCCCUACAACGACGCUGUCCGCCAGCAAGUCAAUGGCUUCCUCGACCGCAUCGAGACGGAACAGCCGACCUCGCUCAAGUUGCCGCCGAAAGUUUACAAACCCGAUCCUCCUGAUCCACUUCUCACGACGUACGGGUACGAGGAUCAACUACAAGGGUACCUGGGGGACGACUUCAAGCCGGUGGCGAUGGUCUUGCGAUCUGUCGACGGGCGCGUGUGGAAUGUCGAGAACGACAAAAACCAUGCCAAGUCGGCUUCGCCGGUCUCCGUCACCGAAGCCGACAUCGUCAUCCUGCGACUCGACGGCGGGCGGUGGGAAGGGGCCGUGACGGAGGAGAAGGCCAUGACGAAGGAACAGAUGCGGGCCAGCUACGCGAACCUCCUCAACGAUUACUCGACAUUCCCAUGCUUCGUGAGCGAGGAGGAGAAGGAGGGCAAGUUGGGGAAGGCUGGGAAGGAGGGGAGGAAUGUUCCCGUGUACUAUUGGGAUGAGAAGAGCGGGGAACUGCGACCGGUGAGAACUAACGGCACGCUCCGCCUUGGUGUGCAGCUCGCUUCCAUCGUCAGCUCUCGCAUCCGAAGGUCGAUUCACGCAGGCCUUGCCGACCCGUACAUCCCCCUCGUCGUCACGAAUGGGGACCUCUUCUUCACCGUACUCGGCAGGAACAUCACCAUUGACGGCAAGGAGUACACCCGCCUCGGUCUUACACCCCCCGAGUCGCUCGACAACUUCCCCUUGCGCGUACUCCUCUUCGGUCACGCGCUCAUGCACCAAAAAACCCCUCGCCUCCCUCCUCCUCCCGGCUAUUCGCUCGACGAUGCUCUGACGGCUACGACUCACCCUUCCACCGCGUUCGCUUCGCGUGCGAAGGCAGAGGCGGCUCUUCUCGCGCUCAAGCAGACGAAGGGCGGCGGACGCGGCGCUGGCGGCGGACCCGGCGCUGGCGGAGGAUCAGGCGAGGGUACUUCGGGCGGCGACUCGGCUGGCGGAAAGAGAGUUGGCGGCGGCGGGAAGAAGGGAGGGGAGAAAGGAGGGAAGAAAGGAGGCGGGGGCAAGUCAAGGGGCGGCGGAGCGAGUGGAGCUGGCGGACAAGUGUUGGCGUUGGCGAGCGAGCCUCAAACCCUUCCUUGGCUGCGCAGUGGAACGAAGAGGCCGGCGGAUCGCGAGGGAGGGGCCAUGUCCAGGAUUGACGGGCGUCUUUGCGAGCGGACGACGGGCGUCCUGCCUGAUCAGUUCGACUUGGUCUCAGCGUGGUGGGGCGGCGGCCAGUCGCUUCCGAUUCGCUAUGAACGUGUCACAACGCGAGACUCGCCAACGACGAGCGACGACGUCCCAACUAUUGUCAUGGAUCAGCUUCUCAGCAAGAACGGCUCACUCCUCAUUGCAAAGAGCACCUCUCUCGACCUCGUCUUCAAGGAGGUGUGCCUCGACGACGAUGCCGUCGACGAAAUCGUGAACGAGCGAGCGUGCUUCGAGCAGCUCUACCAGAACGAUGACGCACGCGACUUCCUCGUUGGCUACGUCGGCUUCUACCAGUCUAACACCGGCUCGUACUACUGCCUUGUGACGGAAGCUGGCGAGCCAGUCGAGGGCUGGAGGAGCGAGAGGGACGCGAUUGUCGACAUUGUCAAGCAGCUCCACCAGCACGGCUUCGUUCACGGCGACUUGGCUGCACGCAACAUCGUCAAGACGCCAGCCGGACUCCGCCUCCUCGAUCUGGGCCGCGCAAGGGAAGCGGACGAGGACGACUGCGCGCGUGAGAUGGAAGGGCUCAAGCGAGUCUUGGCGGGGGAGGCGGAGGAGGUCGACUACGAGUGGCUCGGCUACAGCACUUGGUAG